This is a messenger RNA of Mercenaria mercenaria, 2501 nucleotides long. RefSeq lists its product as uncharacterized. The coding region runs from base 615 to 1568 and encodes 317 amino acids. The record is from RefSeq and is a predicted model, not a curated record. The transcript has 7 exons. Lineage: Eukaryota; Metazoa; Mollusca; Bivalvia; Venerida; Veneridae.
CGAUUAUGUUAAUGUAACACGUGACUUUGUUUAUAUAAUACCCCGAUGUCGUUUGUUGUCAUUAUCUGUCAGGAUGUCGGCGAACACGGUUGCCUUUUUCCCAUUUCUGCUGGUAAUAUCAAGUGUGUUUGGGACUUCAAGCAGUCCGGCAGGGAUGUUGGUGUGCUAUUCUCUAAACACCAGUGUGAAAGAACGUCGUCUUCUCGAACGACGAAUAAUCAAGCCCGUCAUAAAGAACGGGGAAUUCACACUUGGAUAAAGUUCUUGCUCUGUUAUAUCAAGAAACUCUGCUGUAUUGGAAUAGACUUAUUUAAACAUUACAAACAGUUCAUAUCUCUAGUGGAGCAGAAACGUGCAAAUGUUAGUGCGUAGUUCAAACGUUGUUAAUAUAUCGCUGGAUUAUACUCAUUUAAUGUGGAGUAAUAAAAUAAAUAAUAGACAAUCAAAAACGCAUUCACUUCCGUGAGCUGCGAGAUAGAAACACUAAUUCUGACGUCAAACUUUACAUAAAUGUACCAUACACAGAAUGUAAGAACACUACAGGAUGUGACAAGGUAACUAGUGUUUUCGAAAUAGAUUUGACAGUGGGUGUGACAGGAGAACAGAGGCAACGUAUGAUUCAAAUGGCUAGCCGUGUGGCGUCCGAUCUUCCAGCUGGUAGCAAUAAAAACUUCUCAUUUAUCGCUGAUAGAAACAUAAACGUUAAGACGCUGGAUACUGUCGCUUUAGAUGUGUCUAACACAUACAGUGACAAGAUCACAGCAUCCGCAAUAGAAACAGGAAUUUCAGACGCUUUUCCCAUUGGUAGGUUCAAGAUGAACGCAGAGAUAGUGUAUCUGCUUCUUAGUGAUUCAACAUCAGUUGAUAUACCACCUAUCCUGCUGAGAAAGAAAACAUUCGUCAUUGUGUUUGGUGUAUCUAUUCCAUCCAGUUUAAGGAGAGUUGCAAGCAGUAACAGUCACAUUCACUUGGUGCGGAACGAUGAUGAAAUUGCUAGUGUUGCAGAACGUAUUCGAGAUCAGACAUGUUUAGAUUCAAGGUAUGUUUGUGAUGUUGACAUGUACAAAGAAAAUAGAAGAUAUUCUAGUUGUAAAGACUGCUACAAUGUCUGUUCACAGAGGAAAAUCAGAGACACUGGAUGUCCGCGCUGUCCAUAUAUGCGGCUACAACCAAAGGUACUGGAAGUAAUUAGUGCCCCUGGUAAAGAUGAACAUGUACCCGUUACGUACAUCAAGGACAAUAAGAACAGUGUCGCAAUGGCCAUAGUCUUAUCACUUGUCACAGUAUGUGCGGUCAAUGGUGCUCUCACAGUGUAUAUAUGUCAUCGCAGACAGGUAGCUUGCUUCGGCCAACACCCCGGAAACAGGAUCCCUGAAGGCGUAGCAGUUGUUGAAGUCGGACAAGAGGAUCAACACGCUGCAGCGAAUGCCAAUGAUAUUCCUCUACUACCUGUUGACCCGCUUCAGCCACAGUUGGAACACGAAGACGGACAUGCAGUUGGCAGACAAGGCUAUGUCAAUCUCCGUCAUAGUCACAGUGGUUGUGGUGCAGAGGAAACUUAUCUGUAGCUUCAUCCUGUACAUAUAUUUACAUAGCUCAGCAGUAGCAUUCUCUAAAACUGACCCGUUUAUUCAACAAUGGUUUCAUAGUCUCUCCUGUACAAAACUGUGACGAUACAGUCGUUCAAAGUACCACAGUUGUCUCAACAAAUUCUUGCUAUUUUUUUAUCUUUGAGAAAUUACGUGUAUCUGUUUUCUAGCAAAAGUAUCAUAAUUAUGCUUAUAAAAUGCUUAUAAAACCCUGCGUCUACAGUGAAAAGUCUGCGCUUCUGUCCACACGUAACACGAAGACGUGGGGCCAGUUAUGUAUGCAUUUUGUUGAUGUAGUUAGUGAAAUUACCUGUAACCGCAGGUAUUCAUUAGAGACUGUUAGAAUAGUUUUAAAUGGCAAAAUAUUCACUAAAGCCAGGAUGUGUCGGCGACGAAAUUACAGAACAAAUUUGUUUUCUUCUUAAAACUGUCAGCUUUAGAACAAUUUUGCCUUGGGGCAUUUUAAAGGUUUCCGACUUGUUCAGCCGAAGAUCCUGCAUGUUGAAGGUAAGGAGAAGUUGAGUAGUUUCCAUUAUCUAUAACUAUAAACAAAGUUGGGUUUUCAUUCAAAAACAAGUCAAAGGGAAUCGGGUAUAAUUUACUGACUUUAAAACAUAUGAGACUUCUUACCAAAUCUUAAAGUGUGUUUAAAUAUUUUAUGUGUAGCCUAAUUUCAAGAAAAAGUUACUUGUUGAUGCUAGUGUCUAUGUAAAUAUGAUAGAGAUGCAGCCAAGUGCUUGUCAAUGACGAGAUAAUGGGACUACUCUCCAUGUUGAUCUCCGAGAUGCUACAAUUUAUUAUAUUCAUGAAUACAUUGUCGUCUUCUGUGCAUUUCAAGCGAAUGCUGUGGAAGACUUAUUAUAUUAUUUUCUAUCAAAAUAUAACAAAUAAAAUAAGAUAAGGAAACAAAAA